This is a messenger RNA of Hydra vulgaris (swiftwater hydra), 3960 nucleotides long. NCBI's taxonomy places the organism in Eukaryota, Metazoa, Cnidaria, Hydrozoa, Anthoathecata, Hydridae. The record is from RefSeq and is a predicted model, not a curated record.
CAUAUACAUGUCAUUUAGAUUAACAAAGAAAUUUUACGAGAACUUCUGAAUUAUGUAGACAUUAGUUUGUCAUUCUAAAAAAUGCUUCUCUAAUUUUCCAAAACAAAAAUAGCUUUGAUAUACAAUUUAUGCAAAUAAAUUUUAGAAUUUUCAUACAGUAAUGGUCAAACAAACUAUACAAAUAUUUUGUCGAAUAAAACCCACUAAACAAUCUCCAGGGCUUUAUGAAGUAAAAAGUACUGAUACCUUGAAGAAUGAGAUUUUCUUUUAUUUACCUCAUGGUGUUUCUGAUGGUUACAUUAAUAACAAAAAAGAAAAUUAUAUUUUUUUAUUUGAUCAAGUCUUCGAUCAAAAAUCUGUUCAAGAUGAAGUUUUUCUUGGUGUUGCUUUUCCUGUUAUUAAGAAUGUGCUUUGUGGAUAUAAUGGCACUAUAUUUGCAUAUGGACAGACUGGUUCAGGAAAAACUUUUACUAUAACUGGAGGAGCUGAGCGAUAUGUGGACAGAGGAAUCAUUCCGAGAACUUUAUCCUAUAUUUUUAAACACCAGCUUGAAACGCCUUCUCUAACAUAUACAACUCAUGUGUCAUACUUAGAGAUUUAUAAUGAAACUGGUUAUGACUUACUUCAUCCAAAUCAUGAUGGAACUAAGCUAGAGGAUUUACCGAAAGUCUCAUUAUUAGAAGACAAUGAUGGAAAUAUUCAUUUAAAGAACUUAUCAGUCAAUCAGGCGUUUAAUGAAGAAGAAGCAUUGAAUCUUUUGUUUCUUGGUGACACAAACAGAAUGAUUGCUGAGACACCUAUGAAUCAAGCUUCUACUCGUUCACAUUGUAUUUUUUCAAUACAUCUCACAAUAAAAGAGCAAAAUUCACCCACUAUUCGCAAGUCAAAACUUCAUCUUGUAGAUUUAGCAGGAUCUGAGCGCGUGAGUAAAACAGGUGUUUGUGGUACUUUGUUAAAAGAAGCUAAAUAUAUCAAUCUCUCACUUCAUUAUUUAGAACAGGUUAUAAUUGCACUAUCAGAUAAAUCAAGAAAUCAUAUUCCUUAUCGAAACUCAAUGAUGACAGCUGUUUUGAGAGAUAGUUUAGGUGGCAACUGUAUGACAAGUAUGAUUGCAACAAUUUCUAUUGACAAAAAUAAUAUUGAUGAAUCUAUAUCAACCUGCAGAUUUGCCCAACGUGUUGCUUUAAUUAAAAACAAUGCGUUUUUAAAUGAGGAACUGGAUCCAAAAUUGCUAAUAAUGAAGUUAAAACAGGAAAUACUUGAUUUGAAAAAUGAACUUUAUUUACUCACUGGAGCAGAUUAUAAUAGUAAUCUUACUGAAGAGGAGAAAUUGAAGCUACAGCAGUUGAUUACAGAUUACUUAAACAACACAGAUAAGGAUUCUUAUCUUUCAGUUGGUGCUGAUAUGAGAAAAAUCAACUUUUCUUUUAUGCAUUUAAAGAACAAGUAUUUAGAAAGUUUUAAACAGAGCAGAAGCAAUUGUAUUUGCGAAGAUAUUAAGAGGAGUUCUCAUUCUUCAGAUAGAACUUAUUUAGAAAAAACAGAUGAGGUGAACAAGUUAAAAGAAUUAAUCUUACAAAGAGAUAAUGAAAUCAAUAUUUUAGUAGCUAUGCUUAAGAAGGAAAAAUUACGAUCUGAGUUAUAUGAAGAGAAACCUCUUAAAGAGUCUUUAAAAACUAUAGCAACCAAUCAAGUUCAAUUUUCAAGUUCAUUUUAUGAAGAGGGUACAAAGGAGAAAAAUAUUAUAGCAGUAAAUCAUGUAAAAAAAUUAUCAAUAGACAAGCAAGAAGAAUUUGAAAGGUUCCAAAAAACCUAUUUUGAUAAUCCUGCUAUUGAAGAAAAAAAGAAAGGUUUGAAAAUAAGAUAUUCAGAUGCAAAGAAGUUAGGAGAACAAGUGAAUAAGUCAAGAAUAAAUAUAAAUUUGUUGAAGUCAAAAAUCGAGAGAAAAAAAGAUCCAAUUCAAAAUGGUCAAGAAAUACAUCAGAACAAAAGUUUCGAAUCUGAUGACCAAAAUUUGCGAGAAGCAUUGGAGAAAGAAAAGAUUUUAUACAAGAGGUCAUUUAAUGGGUUAAAAGCUCUUAAAAAUGAAAUUGAACAUAUGCAACAUUUGCUUGAAACCUCAAAAGUUAAACUGCAUCAAGAUUUUGAACUCUGGUGGACUCAACAAACUAGUGAAUAUCAAAAUGAAAUAAAAAAUACAAAUAAUGAGUUGUCUUCUUUUAUUGAAACUGCAAGCUCUCAAAAAAAUAAAUCCCAUAGUUUGUCUUUAAACUCUGAGAUGCAAAUCGGCUUGAAAAAGAGUGAUUUAAGUAAUGAAAAUGAUGGUAAACAGAUUAAAGCUGAUAACACAAAAGUUUCCUCAACGAUUCAACUAACUGGAGACAUACAAACAGACAAAGACAUUUUACAAUUUAUGCAAGCUCGUCAAGAUUGUCUGCAAAGAGAAAUGAGAUCAGGAAAAAGUUGUCAACCUCAGACAGGUAGCAAGAAGAUGACAAAUUAAAAGAUUUUGUAUGGCUUUUAGCAAGAGGAUGGCAGUUUAAAAUGGAUGACAGUUUAAGAUUUGUAUAAUUUUUAGCAAGAGGAUGUCAAUUUAAAAUGGAUGACAGUUUAAAACUAGUAUGGUUUUUGGCAAGAAGAUGAUAAGAUAAAAUGAAAAAUUUUAAAUAAUAUUUUUUUAUUUGAAGACUUUUCAUUUAUCAGCAUACUGUUCUAUUGAAUUCUAAAAUAAUGUUCAAUUUUGUUAAAUUUUAAUUUAAAUGUAUUUAAAUGUAUUUAUGUAACUUUAAACUCUGUUGCCAGUUUAUGUCACAUUUUUUUGUAAAUAUUAAAGUAAAGUAUUGAAGAAUAUGUUUUUGGGUAACAUAUCCAAGUUGCAUUCCUUAUAAAAAAUUGAAAAAUUUUCUUGGGCCCCAAGAAAAGAAAAAAAGUGCUCCAGGAUGGGGUAAAGGCUUUUUUUCAGACAGUUCAAGAAUCAAAAACUGUAACUGUUGAAAAAAAACUUUCAGUAAAGAGUAAAUUAUUUGUGAUUAUUUUUUAUUUGUAAAAUAAAAAGAAAGUAAUAUUCCUAAGAUGUGUUUUUGUUCAAAAAAACACAUAAAUCACAAUAAGUUUCAUGAGCCCUUCAUACCCUUCAUGAGCCCUUCAUACCCUUCAUGAUCCCUUCAUACCCUUCAUGAGCCCUUCAUACCCUUCACGAGCCCUUCAUACCCUUCAUAAGCCAAUUUCUGCAAUACUACAAUGAUGAGAUGCUCAAUUAGGAAGAUUUCAUGUGAUUUCUGAUAUUUUUUAAUGGAAGGAUCUCAAUAUGUCAGCUUACCUCUACUGCCAACUAGCCUUGGUCUCUUUGUUGAUUUACUUGAAUAAAGUAAUAUUAAGUUGAUAUCAUUUAAGUAUAUAAUACAAAAGUUCUUUUAUGUGUGUACUUUUAUUAUUUUUUAAAACGUUUAAAUCAAACAAUUUUUCAUUUAUAAUUUUUUUAAAUUUAAACAUUAUUUUAUUAUUUUUAUUUAAUCUUUAAUUUUUAAUAGACACUCCUCAAAUUUUAAUAAAACAUCUUAAUAACUUUUUGCACCAUGGUUUCUAAGGGUACCUGGCGAUUUCUUAGAUAUGGAGUCCCCAUGUUACUUUUUGUGUUUGCUGGAUCAUAUGGAUUAAGUGAGUUUACUGACAUUCGAGUAAAAAAAAAGGAGCAAAAAACACGUAUGCUGAAAAAUGAAGAAUUGUUGCCUUAUUUACAAAAGAAACAAGAAACUUUAGAAUCCAUGCAUGAGUCUCUUUCAAGUAAAAUUGGAGAGUGGAACGGAGAUCAAAUACGCGGUCCAAGACCAUGGGAACCAGAAACAAUGAAAUUAAAAUCUGCUAAAUAGUUUUUAAAAGAGGUUGUUAAAAACAAAGUAUUUUAUAUAUAUUGAGCUGAUGGUUUUUUGGAGAUACAACAAUGUGUUUUUGAAGAUACAA